UACUUAAACAUAGCCCUGCAACAACCUGCUUCACAUUAAGUCUUCAGGUCCUUCUCUCAAAUUCCAGCACUGCAGAAAGAAAUAGCUGAUCAGCAACUGAGUGGAACAUCUGAGAAGUGUUCUUGCUGUAUCACUGUAGCCCACAUAAAGAACCAUGGUCCAGGCUAAGUCAUGGAUUCUGGCCAAGCACUUUGAUGGCUUCCCAAAGAAAAGUGACUUUAACCUUAAGGUGGAGGAGCUCCCUGAGCCCAAAAAUGGAGAGGUCGUUUUGGAGGCCGUUUUUCUCAGUGUGGAUCCUUACAUGAGGCCGUUCAGCAAGCUCUACAUGAAGGAAGGAGACGUCAUGAUUGGAACUCAAGUGGCAAAAGUGAUCCAAAGUAAAAACUCUGCCUUUCCUGUGGGAAGCCAUGUGGUGAGUUCUUGUGGUUGGACGACCCACUCUAUCUCAGAUGGGAAGGACCUCACUCCUGUCAUCUCUGACUGGCCUAAAGAUGUCUCUCUGUCACUGGCACUGGGAGCCAUCGGCAUGCCAGGACUCACUGCCUUGCAUGGGUUGGAAGAUGUUCUGGGUCUGAAAGAAGGUGAAACCCUUCUGGUGAAUGCUGCAGCAGGAGCCGUGGGCUCUGUGGUGGGACAGAUUGCCAAAAUCAAGGGCUGUAAGGUGGUGGGUUCAGCAGGAUCGGAGGCAAAAGUGGCGUUUCUGAAGGAGUUGGGGUUUGAUGAAGCCUUCAACUACAAAACUGUCUCUUCCCUUGAGGAGGCUCUGAGGAAGGCUUCUCCUGAUGGAUACGACUGCUUCUUUGAAAAUGUUGGAGGGGAUUUUUCAUAUGUUGCUUUCCAGCAAAUGAAGUACUUUGGAAGAGUAGCUGUGUGUGGAAGCAUCUCUAUGUACAAUGAUGCCACUCCACAGAUAGGGCCGUUCCCUCACUUGGCCAUAAUGUGGAAAGAGCUGAAAGUAGAGGGCUUCAUGCAGAGCAGAUGGAAAGAUAGACAUCCAGAAAGCUUGAGGAGACUGAUGGGGUGGUACAGAGAGGGAAAACUGCAAUGUCGAGAGCACAUCACCAAAGGCUUUGAAAACAUGCCAGCUGCCUUUAUGGGGAUGCUGAAAGGAGACAACACCGGCAAAGCCAUCAUUGCUGUAUAAUGUGUUUUUAAAAAAUAAUUUAGGACAGCAAAUAAAUGAAUGUAUUUAAGAAAUACACACUCCUUUACCAAAAAUCUUUCAUUAGCAAUGUGGUACCUUUAUAUUCUAAUGGACAGUAAUACAAAUAGAAGCUCUGGCUCCUCAUUUUGACAGCAACAAAAUUUCUGCACAAAUUUGAUUGUGAUUUAUUUUUACUGUAAACAUUUACUUUGCUAAUAAAGUUGUGAUUUUUCAUUA
Molecule: messenger RNA, 1381 nt
Organism: Oryzias latipes (Japanese medaka)
Lineage: Eukaryota; Metazoa; Chordata; Actinopteri; Beloniformes; Adrianichthyidae
Product: prostaglandin reductase 1
Biological process (GO): prostaglandin metabolic process
Cellular component (GO): cytoplasm
Molecular function (GO): 2-alkenal reductase [NAD(P)H] activity; 15-oxoprostaglandin 13-reductase [NAD(P)+] activity
Source: RefSeq, a predicted model, not a curated record